GCUCCUAGGCUUUUAAGUACAGCUCUGGACACUGCCACAGGUUCUUGAGCGUAUCCGUCUGGCCGCGGCGGUGGAGAGUGGACGCUGAUGGGGGACGAAAAGGAGACCUGGAAAGUAAAAACUCUCGACGAAAUCCUCCAGGAGAAAAAACGCAGAAGAGAAUUGGAAGAGAAAACGGAUCCCAAGCUCCAGAAAAAUUUCACACAGAUCCCCGUUCCACAGUCGGAUGAUCGGGAAGCCAAACGAGAUACUCCGGAGGAAGGAGAACUACGGGAUCAAAAGAUGGAAAUAACAAUUCGUAAUUCCCCGUACACACGGGAGGAAUCGACAGAGGACAGGUAUUUGGAACUGGGUGUACAAAGAAAUGCAGUUGUAGCCCAUUUGCAAAACAAGAAAAACAUGUCAACAGCACAAAAAACACCAACGGCCGAGGAAGAUGAUUCAUUAGCCAUCAAGCCUCCACAGCAGAUAGCCAGAAAAGACAAGUCUCAUCACAGAAAGGAGGAGAAGAGAAAAGAGAAAAGACGUCAUCGCAGUACCUCUGCAGAAGGAGUAGCGAAACAAGUGAGACCCAAAGACAAAGAAAAAGAGCGAGAGAAUGAGCGCAGGAAGCGUCAGUGGGAGGAAGACAAAGCCCGGCGAGACUGGGAGAGGCAGAAACGGAGAGAACAAGCCAGAGCUCAUUCGCGCAGAGAAAGACCCCGAUUGGAUUCUCCUGGGUUUUUUUUGGACCACAGGGACCGUCUGGAACAGGUGGAGCGCCAGCGCGAACGAGACCGAAAGCUCCGCGAACAGCAGAAAGAGCAACGUGAGCUGAAGGAGCGUGAAAGGAGGGCCGAGGAGCGGCGCAAAGAGCGAGAUGGUCGACGAGAAGUGCCGUCUCACCAUCGGAUGCUCCCGGAUGAGUACGGUGACAAGCCAAAACAAAGCCACCACAGCCGGAGUCCCACCCGCAUACCCCGGGACCGAGCUGACCUCAGCGAACCGCGGAAAAGUGCACCGUCGAAGGAGGAGAAGCCAGAGGGCAAAGACCUGCUGGCUGACCUCCAGGACAUCAGUGACAGCGAACGGAAGACCAGCUCGGGAGAAUCCUCCGUCGCAUCAGGGUCAGGCUCGGACGACGAGGAGGAGGAGUCCAGCAGCCAGAGCGAGGGCGAAGAAGAGGAAGAGGGGUCCGUUUCAGCCUCGGGGAGGUCGGAGCAGAGCGCAGAGGACGUGAGCGAGGCCGAGCAGUCGGCGGAGGAAUUUGAGGACGAGAGAGAAAACGGAGAUGGCGUACCUGCAGUGCCAGAGUCCUCCCGCUUCGAUCACGACUCCGAGGAGAGCGGCGAGGACAUGGGCAUGGAGGGGGAGCGGGAGGAGGAAGAGGAAGAGGAGGAGGACGACGAUGAGGAAGAGGAGGAUGACGCGGUUGAGGGCGACGUCACCCCUCAGUCUCAAACUCACUCUCGCUCCCUGACCCCCGAAGAAAACUACAUCCCGGAUUCGCCCCCGAUUUCGCCCGUGGAGCUGAAGAAGGAGCUGCCCAAGUAUCUGCCCGCUCUGCAGGGUUGUCGCAGUGUCGAGGAAUUCCAGUGCCUGAACCGAAUAGAAGAGGGAACCUACGGCGUGGUGUACAGAGCCAAGGACAAAAAGACGGAUGAAAUUGUGGCCUUAAAGAGGUUGAAGAUGGAGAAGGAGAAGGAGGGCUUCCCCAUCACCUCUUUGCGAGAAAUCAACACCAUCCUGAAAGCUCAGCACCCAAACAUCGUCACAGUGAGGGAAAUAGUUGUUGGAAGUAACAUGGACAAGAUCUACAUUGUGAUGAACUACGUGGAGCAUGACCUGAAGAGUCUGAUGGAAACCAUGAAGCAGCCCUUCCUGCCAGGCGAAGUAAAGACGCUGAUGAUUCAGCUGCUGCGAGGUGUCCGACAUCUCCACGACAACUGGAUUCUGCAUCGCGAUCUGAAGACGUCCAACCUGCUGCUGAGCCACAAGGGAAUCCUCAAGAUUGGCGACUUUGGCCUGGCCCGGGAGUACGGCUCACCCCUGAAGCCCUACACCCCCGUCGUGGUGACCCUGUGGUACCGAUCCCCGGAGCUGUUGCUCGGAGCCAAGGAGUACUCCACAGCUGUGGACAUGUGGUCGGUGGGCUGCAUAUUUGGCGAGCUCCUCACCCAGAAGCCUCUUUUCCCUGGAAAAUCUGAAAUCGACCAAAUUAACAAGGUCUUUAAGGACCUGGGCUCACCCAGCGAGAAGAUCUGGCCCGGCUACAACGAGAUGCCCGCCGUGAAGAAGAUGACUUUCACGGAGUAUCCCUACAACCACCUGCGGAAGCGCUUCGGGGCGCUGCUCUCGGAUCAAGGCUUUGACCUCAUGAACAAGUUCCUCACCUACUGCCCCAGCAAGCGGAUCUUAUCGGACGAGGGGCUCAAGCACGAGUACUUCCGGGAGUCGCCGCUGCCCAUCGACCCGUCCAUGUUCCCCACCUGGCCGGCCAAGAGCGAGCAGCAGAGGGUGAAGAGAGCCACCAGUCCCCGGCCGCCUGAGGGCGGACUGGGCUACAGUCAACUGGCCGGCGGCGACGACGACCUAAAAGACACCGGCUUCCACCUGACGACCAGCAACCAGGGAGCGUCUGCCGUCGGUCCGGGAUUCAGCCUCAAGUUCUGAGCCCGGAGCUGCAGGACGCCUGGCGGUGCGACGGAGAGCCAAGAGAUCUGGGACUUGUUGUUCCUUUUUUGGGGGGGGAAAUCGGGACGGUGUCACUGGUAUACAGCUAUGAACCAGAUGCAUAUCUGAACAUUGGCAACUGUUACCGGGACAGUCGGGACCGUCUCGCAGCAGCAGGACUGAAUCCUGUCGCUCGACGUCUCCCUUUUUUAAUGUGACCAUUCUAGCUUUUUAAAGAGGUGACUCGCCUCGACCAGACAUCUGUUAGAAGUAUAGCUCUCAUGUAUGACUUUGUUUUAUUUCCCCUUUUUUUUAAAUAUAUGUCACGGGCGAGGAGCAGGGUUUUUUUCUAACCGGCUGGUAUUUGCUGGCUGCCUGAGCUACUGUAUAAUGAUGCAGCGUUGGCCGUGUUUUCCAUCCAGCAUUAUACGAGAAGUUUGGGACGGCCAGUGUCCCUUGAUGGGGGGGAGGGGAGGGAAGAUGAUGUUUUUGCAAGAAAUAAAGUUUGAAACUUUG
This is a messenger RNA of Pseudoliparis swirei, 3168 nucleotides long. It is a transcript of the gene cdk11b, whose product is annotated as cyclin dependent kinase 11B. The coding region runs from base 88 to 2652 and encodes 854 amino acids. The transcript has 21 exons. Gene Ontology annotation, cellular component: nucleus. The record is from RefSeq and is a predicted model, not a curated record. Lineage: Eukaryota; Metazoa; Chordata; Actinopteri; Perciformes; Liparidae. Gene Ontology annotation, molecular function: ATP binding; cyclin-dependent protein serine/threonine kinase activity. Gene Ontology annotation, biological process: regulation of mitotic cell cycle; protein phosphorylation.